Molecule: messenger RNA, 8351 nt
Organism: Paramisgurnus dabryanus
Lineage: Eukaryota; Metazoa; Chordata; Actinopteri; Cypriniformes; Cobitidae
Product: protein shisa-9
Biological process (GO): regulation of AMPA receptor activity; regulation of short-term neuronal synaptic plasticity
Cellular component (GO): dendritic spine membrane; AMPA glutamate receptor complex; postsynaptic density
Source: RefSeq, a predicted model, not a curated record
AAAAAGAGGAAUAUUUUUGAAUAAAAACAUGGGACAAAAGAGGAAAAGGUGUCAGUGACAGAAGAGAGAGAGAAAAAGAGGUGGGGGGAGUCGAGAUACGCUCAUUCGCUCACGAGACUGAGAGAGAGAGGGAGAGAGAGAGAGAGAGAGAGAGUGUGUGAGCCACUAUCAUUCUUUCCUGACUCCACACGGGAACGCAGCAUCCCUGGAACACGGAAUCUUGGCGGGCUGGGAAUCGGACAAACGGGAACGCGCCGAAGCGGAGAAUAAAUAUUACCUUUCAUCAGUUGGUUUCCUCACUCAUCCACUAUCACUUGUUCCUAUCUUUUUUUUGUUUUUUGAGGAGAACUUCUCCAGAGCCUCCAGUGAAAACACAUACAUAUAGAGAUAUAUCUAUAACAAUCCUAUACAUAUAUCAAUAUACAGUAUGCCUGUUUUCCUAAACAGCGUAUGGGGUACAGAAACGAGCAAUAGGAAGACAUUGUUUUAACGAAAGCUGUACGACUGAUAUUUUUCUGCGUGUCCGACGCUGAGAAUGACUUGUGGAAUAUCUCUGAACUGUAUUGUGAGGGAUCUCUUCCUCACCGGCAUUACGCAACAUUCGGUGGGACAGAGAUCAUGGAUACGGCUCUAUUCCAACUCUUUUAGGUUUUGAAUUACUCAAUUUUGCUGGAUAUUUCUUGGGCCACAAAACUGUUUGUCUCUGAAUUUGGAAAGUGUCCAACGUUGAGGAAUCUUGUUCUAGAGUGAUGACAGUGACGAGCGCGUGGUGCGCUGAACUGGCGUGGAAAGCUUUCUCAACCUUGUUUCAUUUCCCUUGCGAAGACCGCGUUCCCUGUAUCAGCUUUUUGCUCUCGUCCGGUCAGCAUUAAACUUUCGUUAUAUGAACUAAACUUCACUGCACUGUUGCAUUCUGGGAUACACAUUGUGGGAUUACCAAAAACUCAUAAUGGCAACCUCACUCGUGUUUUUAAAUCUCCUGACUGCUCUUCUCUUGUUCAGCGGCAUUUCUCACAGCCAGAAAUCCAACGGCGCCAACGCAGGCGCGCAGUCGACCAAUCGGACAGUUGCUCCAUCCGGCGCCCCGGAGGUCACGCUCGCAACCCCCGUGUCGGAGGCAGACGACCAAUUGCCGUCGUCCGGGAGUCGUUGUUGGGGUUAUUACGAUGUGAUGGGUCAAUGGGAUCCCCCGUUUAACUGCAACGCGGGAAUCUACCUGUUCUGCUGUGGUUCCUGCUACUAUAGGUUCUGCUGCCAGUUUAAGGUUCACAGUCUGGACCAGACAUCCUGCUCGAACUACGACACACCUGUGUGGGCCAACACGGGCAAGCCGGCAGCUCCGGUUACGGAUGUUCAAGAGGAACCGGAUCGUGAUCGCACUCACAUGAUUGUGUACAUCAUCUGUGGAGUGGUGGCCAUCAUGGUUCUGGUCGGGAUCUUCACCAAAUUGGGUCUGGAGAAAAGUCAAGGAGGGCAAACAGACAUGACCAGCUCUAGGGCCCUAACAGAACUGUUGAAACAGCCAGGCGAGGCAGGGGGCGUGGACAGAGGAGGCCACCACCCAAUCGGAUCCAACGGCAUCUCUGGCAGAUCGAUGCACACUAAUAACGAGCACAAUCAUCUGAAUAAUUCUGCAUAUCCUCAUUUGGGUCCCGCAAUGGCCCUUUCCCAGCCCCACAACAACCUGGGCUUCAACAAAUAUUCCUCUAUGAAGUCAAUGGAAACGACAGUAAGGGAUUACUACCCCAAGAGCUACCCCAUGAUGGACUACACCCAUCGCCAGUCUUCGCCCGCGACCUUCCAACCCAUCGCCUUCCACCCCAAAGACAAGCCCUUCCUUCCCCCUCCAGACAUCCAUACACCUCUGGCCAUCACCAUCACAUCUGCUCAAGUCCCCAAGCACAAGAUCUCCAAGACCAACACUCACCCGCUCACCUCCAGCUCGGCCUUCAAAGUCUGGGAUCCCAACAAGAGCCACGUCCAACACCAGGUUCCUCUGAUGGCUCAGGCGCAACCUCCGCUGUCCCAACCUAACAGUCGGCGCCAGGCCUUCUCAACCAAACGUCAGUUCAGCAUCGAGACUCUCCCAGAAUUGUUCAACCAGCCUCUGGGGUACGGACACACGCCUAGGGUAUCUCCACAUCCCCACCCUAAACACAAGGGACUGCCCACAAACAGCAAAACUGAAGUCACGGUGUGAGGCGGAAGCUUGACGAAAGAUGCAAAUGGAAGAGAGCAUGAUUAGACAUUGCAACCGGAUGUUAAAGCUUCCAGAUGUGUGCUUCAGAUAUAUUUAUAUUAUAUAUCCUCCUAUUUGUUUUGUACUACAUAUAUAUAUAUAAUCGCCAUAGAUCAAUGGAGGGACAUGUUGCAUGGUCCUGAUUCUUGAACCCACCAUCCCUGUUGUUCUUUGACUGGCCUUCAGAUGUCUCAUAUGGAGCUUUCGCACCCUACAAGGCUGUCAGCUUGGAUCAGUCAGCACCUGUCACGCGGCAAGAUAUUUUUUCUGGCAAUUCCAGACCACAAAGGACAAAGAACAGGAAGAAAGCUUUGUGGAGCAAUAAAGGUGAUGUGGGAGACGAAAGAAAGGGAGCAAUUCUGUGGGAGUGUUAAGGUACCACUGCCAAAACAACUUUGUUUAUUUGACCUACGUGUAUCCCCUGCAAUAUCUGUGAAACUACUCAAUCCCCUUGAAUUUCUCUAAAUGUAAAUAGUUAACUUUUGGUAAAAGCCAGGUUUGGUUUUUAAUGCUGGUACAGUAUGGGCGAGUCAAGCAUGCAUCUGCAUACCUACAUCCUCUGUUGCAUUAUGAUCCACAUACUGGUGACGGGUAUCAGUUUUAGGUAUCUGGGGGAUUGCUCUAGGGACUGGAAAAGCGGCACGUCAUGGUAGCAAUAAUACCCCCGUGUCUGUCCUCUCUUGCCUGGGGCUGAUUGACUGAUAGACGCAGCUGCCGAACGUACUCGCUCUACGCUGCUCCAAGCUGUUCCCAGUCACCGUCUGGCCGUCACACUGCCACAAAACAGCAGGGGGCGCUGUAAUAGAUGAUGGCGCAUCUCUACCGCAACACGUCCAAAAAUACGUGCUCCAAUUUUUCUUGUCCAUCCUUCCGACUCUCAGCAAUGCUCACGCGUCGGUAUUUUUGAAAGACAUAGACAUAUAAAAACCUAGAGGUGACACCACUAAUCAUUUUCUAGAGUUAAAUGUCCUUUAAAUGAUACUCUUGCAAAUAGUUGUAGCAAGUGCUCUGUGUGUUUGAACAACCCCAGUAAGCAGCGCGAGAGAUUUUACGGUCGAUGACAUCUAAUGCACGAGCCUCCGAGGGGCUAUUAAAGAGUGUGAAAUGUUCAAGGAUGAAGUUUAACAGAAGCGCUGCUUAGGGCUGCUGCCAAAUACAACCACAGUGUCACGAUUAAGAGAGGAAGAGGAGGAUUAUCGAAACCUAGAAAAAUAAAGCAAUACACUGCGAACGGUACAAAGCCGGCUUGUCUGAACAGUAGAUUGCAUUAGAGUCAUUGCGUUACACUUUACAGCAAAUGGACCGGUAAUGAACUUUGAUAAAGGAGGAAUAAAGUACACGUGCCGUCCUAGUCAUUUUGGGGAUAAUUUUAACUUCUGGAUAAGCUCCAGGGAGAGAUGCUCCAAAAAUAUGACAACAAAUACGGUUACAGCAUGUUCCCGGAUGGCUAUUUUCAACCUUUUCAUUGGUGUGAGGUUGUACCAACACGUUCUAAUGGGCCAAACUAUCCUGAGCUAACGAUGACAGUUUUGUCUCACAAUAGUUUCAGAGGACACUUGGAGACAAAUGACUGCCACCUUACCGGGCACAGAGAUGCUAAACAAUACCAAGGUGAGCCAACUAAACACGGUGCACUGAACUGGAGCCACACCGCUGUCUGUAAGGUCACUGAGGCCGUCUUUGAGGAACGCUCGGAAAACCGAAGCAGAUUUUCCUCUGAACAAAUCCAUGCUUUGGGCAUGUCUACGAAUUAGAAACAAUUAUCUGGUACAAACACCUUAAAAGGGCCAAACGAGGUGAAGUAGGUACGCAUUUGUCAUUUUAAAGGUGUAAAUAUCAGCCAUGCGCUUUCCUCCGGCAUCAGACGAGCGUGAAUAACUCGAGCGGUUAUAUAAAACCACACAAAUAAGCUGAAUGACUGUUUCCAAUUUCUUUUUCAAAUGAAAGUGUUCUACCUGCGUUAUGAAUGCCACUGGGUAGCAUUUUAUCUUUAGCAAUACGUUAUUACUUUUUACUGUUUAUGUACAGUUUGGCAAUGUUGUAUUUUUGUACCGUAAGCGUUACUGGAACAUAAAGCCUGCUGCAGUCGACAACUAUUUGAUAGAGAUGAAGUGCUUCCGAAUUUUAACACAGUUCUCAAACUUUCCUCGUUAACUUAAAAGAUGUCUUGCCAUAUUUCAAGCUUGCGCUAUAUGUAAAGAGCAUACGCUUUCUUUAGUCAUUUUCUAAAAGAUGUAUUGUAACCAAUGCUUGAAUGCCAUGUUAGUUACCUGUCGUGAGACAUGUAAUAUUGUAAUAGUGAGAAAUCACAUUUGUUCGUUUGACUUUGAUUUGAUUCAUAUGCACUGUACAUUUUGUCUGUAAGACUUAGCAAUUUGUAUUUGUUAACGUUAGUUAAUGCAUUAGCUAGCAUUGCAAUAAGCAAUAUGUCUACAGCAUUUAUUAAUCUUAGUUAAUGUUAAUUUAAGCCUUUACUAAAAAAUGUAUAAAAAUGUGUUAAAGGGAACCUAUUUCAUUGCUAAAAAUAAUGUUAUUUUGUAUAUUUGGUAUAAUACAAUGUGUUUGCGUUGUUUAUGGUUCAAAAAACACAUUAUUUUCCACAUACCGUACAUUUUUGUAGCUCCAGAUUUCAAUCUCUCCCUGAAACGCACGGAUUUGAAAAAGCUCUGUGCCCCUGAUUGGCCAGCUAAUCUGCACAUUGUGAUUGGCCUGAAUACCUCUGACGUCAGCCAGAAAUGUGACGCUCCUUACCAUGUUUAAAAGAUUCGCUCACAAUGCUAUGUUAACAGGAGUCAACUUACAGGCUGUGAGUCCGAAGCGGGAUGAAUUAUGAUAAUGUCGGUCUUGUCAACAUCCCCAAUCCCAGAAAGUAAACUGUUGCCUACAAUCUGUGUGUUUGUUGUAGUCCAAGAAAAGAGAUUUACGUUGGAGACGAUAACUCGUGUCAUCGUUUACUUUGGGAUUUGUACAUUUGCAUAUUGUUAACAUGUACUAAUACACACUUACACAACAAAGGAAAUUUAAAAUCGUGAAUCGGACCAUAGGUGCCCUUUAAUGCAUAAAGAAUAUUGGCAUUAACUAAAAUUAACAUUAAUAAAUGCUAAUUAGCAAUAUUAUUUAUUGCUAGUUUAUGUUAGCUAAUGCAUUUUCUAACGCAACUGCAUCGUAAAGUGUUACCAUUUUGUCUAUGUAUGAUUUCCCAGACAGCAGACGACGCCGGGCCGGUUCCGCACCUGAUGGAGCUGUUUUGGAGCAGAUUCGGCCCAGAGUCGUCUGCUGUCUGGGUUGGUACUAAGGGCUUUUAAAAGUGGUUUGUGGUCUUAACAGGAGUUGUCCAUUAAGUACUAAUCUGGUUCCAAUGUUGAAAAUAUUGUUAUAUAUCAAAACACAUCCCAAUCCGUUAAACAAGAUCCUAAAUGUGUAAAUGUAGCAGCGUAGGGGUUUGAGAAAAUUGAGGUCACAGUAAACAACCUGUUCAGUCGAUUAACAUUUAUCAGUAUUAGUGAUAGACCGAUAUUUGCGAGUUUUAUUUGUAUCGGCAUUAGCCGAUAUGUGGCUUCCGUGUUCGACGAUUUUUUCCGCCAUUAUUUACAGACAGAGUGCUGGAAGCCGCAACCGAUCGCAGGUCAUGUGACUAAAAACAAUCAACUUUUCCAUGACAACAUCGAAACCUCGGCCUAACAGCUGAUCAUAGAUUAUUUCUCAUCUCUAUGGGGCGGUUUACCGGACAGGGAUUAGACUAGUCCUAGACUAAAAUAAAUGUAAGAACUGUCCAAACUAAUAACUUCUCUUUUUAAAAACAUGACAUUUUUUACAUAAUUUUUAUGAUGUAAAUUGAGUGAGCAAAAGCAGUAUCGGCUCCAAAUAUCGGCAGUCUGUAUCGGCUAAGGCUGAUGAAAGAAAAAUCCAUGAAAAACUGAAAAAAAAAAAAUCCAUAUCGGUCGACCCCAAAUCAGCAUGCCAUUUAAAGCCAGCUAUACAACUACAGGUUAAUCCUUAAUAAAAUGAAGGAAAUAAGAAAGUCAGAAGGCCUAACUGGGCUUGCUUUGUAAAUGAAACGGGGCCAGUUUUACUACUACAGUAAGCUGGCACUAAGCAAAUGCCAUCUGUCCCCAGUUCUGUUCCAUUUACAUGUUUACUCACACUAUAUACUCCUGUUUGUUCAUGUAUCAGGGUUAACAGAAGCAAAAAGUUGACUAAAUAUAAAUAUUGUAUAAACAUGUAUGUAUAUGAUGUGAAUAUAAAACAGCACUAGUACACAAACUCCCACAACACACAAACGCACACUAGAGCCGAGGAUUUGGCACUGUAAACCGUGUUUUUGUGUGUUUAAGACUUUUCUACACAGACAGCAGACGACUCCAGGCCGGAUCUGCACCAAAGCUGGAGACUUCAAUGCGGAUCCAGUGUGGAUCCGGCCCAAAGUCGUCUGCGGUCUGCAUCUGAAGUGGCCAACAUCUUAUAUUUUUAACAUCAGAGAAGUGAUUGAUCUCAUGUAAAAUUUAAUAUGCAGGCACAAAUGCACUUCUCAGUUCUAAAAUGUUUUCUUCCUUUCAUGUCCUAAACAUUCACCACCUCUGUUCCAAAAAAUUGCGAGCUACCGCAGUAUGCAGCAUUCUAAGAAAAAUGCCUAUGAGAUGGUAGACGGAGCAUGAACUAUUGGCAUCUGAUAACAAUGGUAUUAGCCAACUAAUAUGCUUUAUUACAGGCACGAUGGUGCCUUAGUAGACCACCUGACAGUCAGCCUGAGGUAGCUAACUAUGUUUUUGGAAAACAGACGGUCUCUCUUUUAAACUAAUUCUGCUUUUCUAGAGCUUAGGCUCGCAUUUCGCUCUCAAUUGUUCGUCAAACAUAUACAAAGGUGUACACAGGCCCUCUAGGAGCCCUUGGAGAAACAUUUGAUUCAGUGUUUAUAAUGGGAGGUGUCUAGUUACUUUGCAAUUCUUACUGGAAGUGUAGCUGAUGUGUUGCCGUCUUUGUUGGUUCUUCCUUUACUUUAUCAACUUCGUCUCUGCCAGGAUGCCAGGAGGUGCAAGUCAUAGCCGUCAGUGAUAUCUAAGUUAAUAUGGGUCUCCUGAGGAUGCAGACAGAAAGAGAGAGAGAGAAAAUAAUCUGGUAUACUGUAUGAUGAUGAAGAACUCUGGGUGGAGGAAGCAGAGAGCAGAAAUCUGUCAAACUCUCCUCUAAUCUUGAUGUUCCCAGACUCCUGCUCAAUUUUAAAAUUCUGCCGCACAUUUACUCCUCAGGUCUGGCUGCACUUUGGGGAGACAUUGAAUUAUUCAGAGAAAUCAGAUUAACACGGUGAAAGAGAGCCAUGCAUGCAACAGAAUGCGCAUGAAAGACUUUCAAGAGAUUUAAAAGCCAGGAAACCAUUUUGAUAGUGCACCUGUUCGGGAAAACCAUGAAUGGAUGAAGAUUUACAGAAGACUAGACGACUGUUAAAAUGGUUGUGUGUCUGGAUUAGACUAUAGUGAAAACAUGUAUGUAUUUUCUUUCUCUUGGAAACCCGGAUCCGCACCGGAGCUGCUGAGAGUUCAGUCAUCUGGAAAGUGAUACGUCAAAACCAGUGGCAUACCGCCUAAUAUUUUUUCUGUUUUUUGGAGAAAGAAAGUUAUGCAGAUUUGCGAGACACGGGAGUAAAUGGUGACAGAAUUUUCCUUUUUUGGGUAAACUAUUCCUUUGGAAAUUGCUUAAAUCUUUCAAAUCUAUAGUAAAAGCCCCAAAUCGAUUUAUAGAAAACAUUUUCUAAUUGUGAGAUAGACGGAGUACUAUAAAGUUUUGUUUAUGUGUAGGUUGGCAUGAAAGCAAUCCUGAGUAAAUAGCAAGUAAUGUAGAACAAACUUUAGAAGCGAUGUUAUUACUUAACAAAGGGUACAGUGAAUUUUGAUGUUAGGGAUGACACUGAGUGAUGCUGAUGAUGGCGACAGUAACCGCGCCAACAGAACAGCAAAGAAAAUGUCAAUCAUUUCUACAGUAGCACACUAAUUGCAGUUUAUGUACGUUAACAUAUAUACAUGGUCAAAAGGAUUCGAUGUCUUUUUAGCAUCUCUUUCUAACAGAAACAUUGUUAAGUGUUCUUUGUACAAACUUGUUUAAAAAAAUAAUAAAGACC